GUCUUAUGGCUGUUCCAGGAAAGGUGGCAACUUUCCAUCUGCCUCCCCUGCCAACUGUUGGAGAGAUAAUUAAACUCUUUCGCCUUAAAGCACAGAAACAACUUUCCCAGAACUUUCUACUGGAUUUGCGAUUGACAGGCAAGAUAGUGAAACAAGCUGGCGCACUCAGAAAUGCCCAUGUUUGCGAAGUGGGCCCUGGGCCAGGAGGAAUUACCAGAUCCAUUCUCAGUGCUGGUGUUGAACAACUCCUUUUAAUUGAAAAAGAUGCUCGAUUUAUUCCAGGAUUACAGAUGUUAUCGGAAGCAGCUCCAGGAAAAGUGCGCAUUGUUCAUGGAGAUAUCCUGACAUAUAAGAUGGAGAAGGCUUUUCCAGAGCACUUAAAAAGGAACUGGGAGGACGAGCCACCAGAUGUACAUAUCAUUGGGAAUCUGCCCUUCAGUGUUUCAACUCCUCUAAUCAUCAAAUGGCUUGCAAAUGUUUCCAAAAAAGAUGGACCUUUUACUUACGGCAGGACGCAGAUGACAUUGACUUUUCAGAAGGAAGUUGCAGAGAGGCUUACAGCUAAUCCAGGAGGUAAGCAACGUAGCAGACUGUCCAUCAUGUCUCAGCAUCUCUGCACGGUUGAAAACUGUUUCGUAAUUCCAGGUCAAGCCUUUGUUCCAAAGCCAGAGAAAAAGGCCAUAGUUGACUGA
Molecule: messenger RNA, 692 nt
Organism: Eurypyga helias (sunbittern)
Lineage: Eukaryota; Metazoa; Chordata; Aves; Eurypygiformes; Eurypygidae
Product: dimethyladenosine transferase 1, mitochondrial-like
Exons: 6
Coding region: 6-692 (228 amino acids)
Biological process (GO): transcription initiation at mitochondrial promoter; rRNA methylation
Cellular component (GO): mitochondrial matrix
Molecular function (GO): rRNA (adenine-N6,N6-)-dimethyltransferase activity; mitochondrial transcription factor activity
Source: RefSeq, a predicted model, not a curated record